Galdieria sulphuraria is the source of this 1239-nucleotide messenger RNA. Its product is annotated as serine/threonine-protein kinase. The transcript has 2 exons. The record is from RefSeq and is a predicted model, not a curated record. Bases 118 to 1212 code for a protein of 364 amino acids. Gene Ontology annotation, biological process: protein phosphorylation. Lineage: Eukaryota; Rhodophyta; Bangiophyceae; Galdieriales; Galdieriaceae. Gene Ontology annotation, molecular function: protein kinase activity; ATP binding.
UGCGCCAUUGCACUUCCUUUUCUGAUGGCGCCAAAUUCGGUGAUUUUUUUUCUUGUUGGAUGGGAACUUUGAAAAAUGUCUUUGAUAUUGCAAAGUAGUUUGUAGAGUCGUAAGAAAAUGAGUCAGUUUCACAAGGGGCAUACCCACUUCGAUGGUUUAAUUGUAAACUUGACUGGUGAUACGUCGCUACACAUAAAACGAUAUCUCGGAAGAGGUUCAAUAGGUGGUGUGUUUCAAGCUUCUCUGAAGUCUCGCAGUAGCAAACAAGAACGACUGGUUGCAGCCAAGUUCGUUCACCUUCCAAAUUAUUCAGGGCUGCAAACUGCAGCAGAAGACUUGCAACAAAGUUUUCUUGGAUUUUCAGCUUUGCAUAGGUCCUUAUUGGAUUGCAAAGUAUUUGCUGAUGAGCAACUGAAGGGCAUUUGGAUAAUUUCAGAUUAUUGUUAUCCUGGAAAUACUCUUUUAUUAUCCAAAGAGUUGGGUGGCUUUUCAGAGUCUUUAAUUGCCUGCUUCGUGAAAGAAGUACUUUUAGUUCUUGUUCAAUUGGAAGAACGACCUAGUUGGCAAGGACUACAGUGUAUCAAAGGAUCCAACAUUUUAUUGGAUUGUAGUGGGCAAGUGAGGAUUGUUGAUUACCACCAGCUAUCAGUUAUAUUGCCCCUGCUUGAUGACCAGUUCAAUGUGAAGCCUUCUGUUGUCUAUUGGAACGGUCCUGAAACCAAAUUUUGUGAUAAGUUUCUAAACUUCUCGAUAUCUUCUUCUGGUGAUAUUUGGGCAUUGGGGAUAUGGAUAAUAGAGUUGGCCCAAGGAUUUACUCCUCUGCAAUCACAUGGUCCCUUUAAAGUAGCAAGUUGUUUGGAUGCUGGGGAAAGGCCACAGCUGGAAUGUCCAUCACUAUACUCUAUUUACUUUUUGGACUUUCUGCAUCAAUGUUUGCAAAUGAAUCCGCAACUCCGACCUACGGCAAGAGAACUAUUAUCACAUUCUUUUUUAUCCGCUGCCUCAAAGGAAGAUACAAGUCAUGUUCUACAACACAUUUCUUCUCAAGACAUUUCAAGUGAAGUGGAAGAUACAUACUUGACCAAGGAAUGGAUAGUUAUUUUGAGUGGAAAUAAGUUCCUUCCACUUCCGUAUCUUUCUGUUUUUGAUGUUCCGAUGGAACAAACCAAGUUGGUGGGACAAAAAGUCAAAGGAGAGCAGGUGGACGAAUAAGUGGACUCCCAAACAAUCAUUCAUUUU